Micropterus dolomieu (smallmouth bass) is the source of this 1941-nucleotide messenger RNA. RefSeq names its product flotillin-1-like. NCBI's taxonomy places the organism in Eukaryota, Metazoa, Chordata, Actinopteri, Centrarchiformes, Centrarchidae. The transcript is spliced from 13 exons. Gene Ontology annotation, cellular component: plasma membrane. Gene Ontology annotation, biological process: positive regulation of cell junction assembly; positive regulation of endocytosis; protein localization to plasma membrane. Bases 122 to 1405 code for a protein of 427 amino acids. The record is from RefSeq and is a predicted model, not a curated record.
GACAUUUUUAUCAUUCCGGUUGACGAAAAAUAGCUCACUACGUGACUGUGGCAACAGACAACCAACCUCGAUUUACUCUAAUAAGGAUUGCUUUUUGUAUCGACCGGAAAUUGGAAUCAAGAUGUUUUACACAUGUGGACCCAAUGAAGCCAUGGUGGUGUCUGGCUAUGACCGUACUCCUCCUCUAAUGAUUGCUGGGGGAAGUGUGUUUGUCCUCCCGUGUAUUCAGAAGAUCCAGAGAAUUACGCUCAAUAUCCUGACUCUAAAUGUGAAGAGUGACAAAGUCUACACCUGUCUUGGUGUUCCUGUCUCUGUCACUGGCGUUGCACAGGUGAAGAUCCAGGGCCAGAACAAGGAGAUGUUGGCCACCGCCUGCCAAAUGUUUAUGGGCAAGUCUGAGGCUGAGAUUUCCAAUAUUGCACUAGAAACACUGGAGGGACAUCAGAGAACCAUUAUUGCCCAUUUGACUGUGGAGGAGAUCUACCAGGACCGUAUGAAAUUCUCCGAGCAGGUCUUUAAGGUGGCCUCCUCUGACCUGGUCAACAUGGGGAUUGGCAUCAUCAGCUAUACGCUCAAAGAUGUUCAUGAUGAUCAGGACUACCUUCACUCCCUGGGUAAAGCCAGAACAGCCCAGGUGCAGAGGGAUGCCAGGAUCGGAGAGGCUCAAUACAAACGAGAUGCUGUCAUGAAGGAGGCCCACGCGAUGCAGGAGAAAGUUUCAGCUCAGUACAAGAAUGAGAUUGAGAUGGCAAAAUCCCAGAGAGACUAUGAGCUGAAAAAGGCAGCCUAUGAUGUAGAGGUCAACACCAAGAAGGCGGAGUCAGAAAUGGCCUAUCAACUUCAGGUGGCCAAGACCAAGCAGCGCAUUGAGGAGGAGAAGAUGCAGGUUCAGGUGGUGGAGCGGACACAGCAGAUCACACUGCAGGAGCAGGAGAUCACCCGCAAGGAGAAGGAACUGGAGGCAAAAGUUAAGAAGCCUGCAGAGGCGGAGAAAUACAGGCUGGAGAGGCUGGCGGAGGCAUAUCGCCUGCAGCUUAUCAUGGAGGCUGAGGCCGAGGCCGAGUCCAUCAGAAUGAAGGGCGAGGCAGAGGCUUUUGCCCUGGAGGCUAAGGGUCGUGCCGAGGCGCAGCAGAUGGCCAAGAAAGCAGAGGCCUUCAAGCAGUACAAAGAGGGAGCCAUGGUGGACAUGCUGCUGGAGAAACUGCCACUGAUGGCAGAGGAGAUCAGCAAGCCACUGUCGGAAGUCCAGAAGGUCACCAUGGUGUCCAGUGGCGGCUCAGAGGUGGGAGCAGCCAAACUUGCUGGAGAGGUGCUCGAUAUCAUGACCAGGCUGCCCAUGACUGUGGAGAAACUCACUGGAAUCGACAUCUCCCAGGCUACAGGAAAGACCAUGCGUGUGCAUUAAGAAGAGAAGAAGAGUAGAAGAAAUCAGGAGAGGUGUCACUAAUGAUCAGACUCAGAGCUCCACAUCUCCUGCUUGUGCCUAUAGCCACUGUAAUGACUGCAACACUGUAGUCCUGUGUGAUUGUUUGUGUGCCUGCAUGUGUUUUGUUGGUUCCUCCUCCAUCUAAACAGAAUUGUUCUUCCUCCUUUAUGUGGUUUCCUUUCAUGAACAUGAUCUGAGUUGUUGUGCAUACUGCGGUGGGUGACAGCAGAAGCAGCUGCAAGGUAUACAGUUAUUCAUGAAGCUACUUUUUUUGCCAGGAGGAGACAAAAAGCCUCAGUCCAAUUUAGCUGUUGAUGGUGCAAGUAGGAAUUCCUGUCAUUGUUUUUAAUUUUUUUAUCUGACCGCAAUCAGCCUCAUUUUCAUAAACUGUUGUUCAUGUUUUUUUUUACUUUUUAAUGUAGAAAAUGUCUGCGGCUGUAGUUUAUCUAAACGUGUUUUCCUGCCUUUCACUUGAUUAAAUGGUGUUGCGCUCUUUAUCACAGCAUCACCUCUUA